UUGUUUAUUUCACGUUGACAAUUUUACAGAUCUAAAAAUUGACAAAUAUUAGAUAUGUUAACUUAUUUAGAUUGUGACGAAGAGUUAUAAUCAAUUAUAAAUGAUGAGCCCCUAUGAAAUUAUUUAGAAACCCUGGCAACACUGACUUAUUAUCUGUUAACUAAGUGGCGAAAACUGUGACUGGCAUUUGGAAUUUUCAUCAAUUUGCCAACCCAUAAUAAUAAGUAGUUAUACAAGAACAUUGUCUGAAUCAGUUGCUGUUACAUCUAAACUACAUCUACUACUAAACAGGAAAAUGGAAGAUUAUAAAUAUUUAUUUAAAGUAGUGUUAAUAGGCAAUGCAGGUGUUGGUAAAACAUGUUUAGUUAGAAGGUUUACAGAGGGACUAUUUCCACCUGGUCAAGGAGCAACAAUUGGUGUUGAUUUUAUGAUUAAAACAGUUGAAGUAGAUGGAGAAAAAGUGAAGUUACAGAUAUGGGAUACAGCUGGUCAGGAAAGAUUUCGAGCUAUAACUCAGGCUUAUUAUAGAGCAGCUCAUGCUUUAAUAGUAGUUUAUGAUGUUUGCUGUCAAAACUCGUUUGAAAGUCUUCCACAAUGGUUAAAUGAAAUAGAACUAUAUGCUGGUACACAAGUCUUAACAUUCUUAGUUGGGAACAAAAUAGAUAAACAUGCUAAAGAAAUUCCAACACAUAUUGGAGAACAGUUCUCACAAAGACAUGAUAUGACUUUCCUAGAAACUUCAGCAAAACAAAGUGAUAACGUAGAGAAACUGUUUAUGGAUAUUGCUAAAGGCCUGACGAAGAAAGCUAAAGAAAAUCUACUGGAUACUGAAGAUAAGACUGAAUUUCCUACUGGUGGUUCAACACCUAUUUCAACUUUUAGUUGUUGUCGUAUUUGA
Molecule: messenger RNA, 898 nt
Organism: Lottia gigantea (owl limpet)
Lineage: Eukaryota; Metazoa; Mollusca; Gastropoda; Lottiidae
Exons: 5
Coding region: 296-898 (200 amino acids)
Cellular component (GO): trans-Golgi network
Molecular function (GO): GTPase activity; GTP binding
Source: RefSeq, a predicted model, not a curated record